UGGUUUAACAUUAUCAAGGCUUUCUCUUUCUCCGUUUAUGUACAAAUAAAUAGAUGAAUACACUCGGACCCAUAUGUUAGAACAAAGUCAAGAAAAACCAAACCAUUUAACAACUCUGGGGCAUGUUGGGAACGCGAGAUGACGACGUAGAGAAGGAAGCCAUCGCGGCAAAGCUUGAUACGAUCUUACGCAAUUUGACACCUACAACGUUGUCUGAAACUGUUGAAGAAUUUACAAAGCUUCCUUAUGAAAGCAAUUAUGAUACAAUUGUGGACGCAAUUAUUGCAAAGAUCGGAAGGGAACCAUCCUACGGGGAAAAAUGUGCAAAGCUGAUUUAUUUCGUUCAUUCCGGGAAAACCAAGGCUUCCAGCAAACUCUUGGAACUUAUCCUGGUCCGAUGUCAACUACAGUUUCACAUCAACGUAAAACGACAAUUAUCUCGUAGCGAAGAUCUCACGGAAGAGAAAAAUUCUCAAGCAGUUAGAAAAAUGUGUCUCGGAAAUACCAUCUUCAUAGCGGAAUUGUUUAACUUGGAUUUGUUGAGUGAAAAAGUUUUAGCAAACUGUGUUCAAGUUUUGUUAGAAUCAAAUGACGACAUAAACCUGGAGUGUCUAUCCAUACUGGUGACCAAGGCUGGACAAAAUUAUCAAGCUAAGGCAGCCUCAAGUAUGGACAAAAUUUUGGAAAGUAUCCACUCCCACUCUGACAAUGCAGCGAUAUCAGCAAAAUCCUGCAAGAUUUUAAAGAAUGUUGUCAAACUUGGAAGAAAUAACUGGGAAAAUCGAAAAACAGUCAGAAAUAUGAAGGCCAAUAUUAUAACUUUGAAAACAGAGGAAGUGGGAACGAUAAGUGACACCUGUAAACCGUUUACAACACCAGUUUCUGACGCAUUGGAGGGAAAUACUUCACCAGUUCUUUUCAACGGCAAAGGAGGAAUUGAUAGCUUACCGCCAGUCUACAGAAUUCUAACAAAUGCCACUGACGUACAAACCACUACGAAUUUUACCUUGACAGACCUGUCCACCGAAAUUCUACCAAGCCCUCAAAAUAAUCAGAUUGAAGAAAUUUCUACCUGCCAAAUUUCUAGAAAUUUUACCGAAGGGGAACAUUGCCCAACUGAACGUGACGACAAGCUCCGAUAUUUAUCCAUGUACGCAAAUUACGACAGGAUGCUGGCACAACUACCCUAUGAGACGGUGGAGGAUUUAAAUAUGGACAUUUGCAUCAUGAUUUAUGAGAAACUGAAGGCGUAUAAGGAACAUGAAAUUUCACAUUCUAAACCCCACUAAUUUAUGCCGGAUAUUGAUAAAUUUUGUUAACCUAGUGACGAUCCUUGGUAUAGUUAAAUAUCAAACAAAAACAAUUCUGCACCAUCUUGAUUAAUGAAAUUUUAAUGAUACUCAUUAGCAUUGGGGGUUUUCACGAUCUUCGUAAUUGUGGAUUCUUAAAAAAAUAAUCGUAAAUUUAUAAAGGGUUGACGUGAAACACCUGCAAUGACCUGCAUAAAUAAUAGAUUAGUAUAGGUUUAUAUAUUCAAAGCCAAUUUAUGUAUAUAUGGUGCUCGAAAUAUGCUGACUUUUACAAAUAUUCAUUUAAAAUAUUUUUACAAAGAAAAAGACCUUGCGAAGUUUUAUAAAUGUUGUAAAUUUACGAUGUCCACCACAGUAAAGAAGGUGACAUGAAAACCUUUAUCGUUGAUUCAACAAUGUACAUGUAUAUUUUUAGCUAAGCAUUAAAUUAUUCUUCCAAAAUCUAA
Messenger RNA from Folsomia candida, 1756 nucleotides. Its product is annotated as eukaryotic translation initiation factor 4G. NCBI's taxonomy places the organism in Eukaryota, Metazoa, Arthropoda, Collembola, Entomobryomorpha, Isotomidae. Bases 123 to 1289 code for a protein of 388 amino acids. The record is from RefSeq and is a predicted model, not a curated record. Gene Ontology annotation, molecular function: protein binding; mRNA binding; translation initiation factor activity. Gene Ontology annotation, cellular component: eukaryotic translation initiation factor 4F complex. The transcript has 8 exons.